AUGGGCUGCUGUUGCAGCGGAAAGAAGGCCGUUCUCAGGCCUAGUAGCGAUGCAGGGCCAAUGGUGGGCGGCUGCUACUCCCUACGCAAGCGCGUACCUUUGAUGAAGUCUCCCUCGAAGAGCUCCGAGACGCAAGAUACUUUGAAGAAGCAGGCCAAAGUGCUUGUGCUCAACUUGGAGGAAUCCACAGGUUUUUGUUUGGUGCUGCCCGAGCCACCGCAAAAAGCAGGCUGGCUUGCAAAGCCGCUUCCAGUCUCCUUGAGGCGUUUGAAGGGAUCUCGGGAUGUUCCUGGAAGAUACCGAGUUCUACAAGCAACAGCACUGCGUGCGACGUCGUCGGAGGGUAGUCAGGUGCAUGCAAAUCAGGAGGUGGUGCUGUUUGAGCUUGGCCUCUCAAACAACGUAGUGACUGGAAGAGUGAAGACAUGUGACGAAGAAAGUAGCCAGACUGGUUGGUUGAACCUCCAGAUCUCUGGCUCUCCGGUUCUUGACGCAGUAAAUCUUUUGGGCCCAGAAGUGGCAAACCAGCCUCCGUCGAAUGGCUUCAAAACAGCUGCGUGGCAGGUUGGGAGACAAUACCGUGCUUUGGAAACGCAAGCGCUGGCAGAGCAGCCAGCUAGUACGAGCAGUUCCGCCACUUGCUGCAGAUGUGGGGCAGGCAAGAUGGCAUUGCGUGGGUCUUUAGUCCAACUGCAGCAGCUACAAGAUGCUGAUGAAGGUCUUUGGAUGCAGGUAUGUGUGCAAGAUGGUCCGAAUGCUGGACAGAUUGGUUGGAUUCAGAGCAAAACAGACCGGCUCCUUGUGGACUCGAGGGAGCAGUGGGAAGUGGAGAGACAUGCGAAGCCGAAAGAGGCCAUGUCUCCGUCGGGAACGAUCGUGAAGAUGGCUGAUGCAAAGAAGUCUGACGCCCUAGCGGCUUAUGAGAUUCCAGAUCAGACAGAUGAGCCCAUUGAAGAGAUUGACAGACAGGAUGAUGCUGAUGCGAGCAAGCGGCAGCUUUCCUGCGGAUAUUGUGUUUGCCGCUUGGUGCCAGCAGAGAGGGCUUUCGAGUCUGUGGAGGUGAUUGACCCGGUGUCCAGUCGGAGCAAGACCAUGACCUUCUCCUUGGGUGUGGUUCUUGCUUGGGCCAUAGAAUUGGAAGCAGUUUUAGUGGCUGCCAUACAAGUGGUCGAAAUUAGUCAAGUAGUCAGUUUGCGUCGCUUCGAAUGGACACCACCUGCACAAGAGAUAACCAAUGACAAGGUCUUAUUCUGGGAUAUUGAAAUCAAAGCUAAGAUUGAUGUGUGGAGUUGCCUGAACUUGACCUGCAAGAAGCCUAGACUCAUUUCUUGCAAAGCUCGUGAGUUUGAUUUCGCAGAGCAAAAAGGGGCUACGAUUUGGCUGGGGUACAGCCUAGGUUGCUGCGUGGACGCAGAUCGAGCUUUGGUGGAUAAAAGUCAGUCGUCCAGCCAUGCCUCAUCCGCUCCAGUGACGUUGUCAAUGGCCAGCGCGAGUCAGAGAUCCGAAGAUGCCAUGUCUGCAGAGUUUUUCAUGCUGCCGGAAGUCCAUUUGCCGAGUCAGGUUUGUCCGAUCAAAGAGGGAAUAAGUUUCAGCCAAACGUUUGCACCAGUUUUUCCCAUGAGCGACUGGAAUCAGAGAUUGCAACGACUCCAGAAGGAGUUGCCUCCACCAGCACUGGAAUCUCUGGAGCAUCUCACCUUAGAGACCCUGAAGAACGAGAAGGUAUCGUUUGGAAAAGCCCACAAUGGCAGAACCUUCGAGGAGGUAUGGAAUUCAUUUCCGGAGUGGACCCGAUGGUUCCUGAACCAUUACGAGCUGAGCCGCAACAUCGAGCACCGAAAGAUGAUCAAGUUCAUCAAGAUGAAAAUCGAGAGCAUGGAGUCAGGGGAUCCGGCUCAACAAAUGCCGAAUCAGCCUCGUCCAAAGCCAGCGCCCAAGUCGCUGACAGCCAAGUCCAAAGCCAUGCCGAUGCCAAGCCAGGUGUCCACCAUGGAGACCAACAUGCCGUGGAUGGAGGACAAUGUGGUGACUCAAAGGCUGGAUCAGUUCCAGGAACGCAUGUGCAAUCUGGAAAAUGCGCUCCAUCAGAUCCUCGUCCAUUUGACGCCUCAUGUGGCCACCGGUGCACCCGAGACCAUGGCGAUGUCAACAAUUCCAGCGGUCUCCGAGAUCGACGAUCCCUGGAACACCCUCGAGGAGGUAAUCCGCAAAUCCAAACCUUGCCGAGUGAAUAUCACUGUUUUUGCGGCCAAUCCUGUAGCAAAUGCACCCAGAAGUGGAUCCUUGCCCACGAGCGAAGAUCUUGAACCUGAAGUGAGCACUCCAACAGAGCAAUCGAUGCCAUUGGAAAUGACCGAUCCUGCAGUAGAAACACCCGUUCCAGCUACGAUUUGGCUGGGGUACAGCCUAGGUUGCUGCGUGGACGCAGAUCGAGCUUUGGUGGAUAAAAGAAGCUGUGAGGUUGCGUUGCAAGUACCGGUGGAGCUAUCUGACGUGCCAGUUUGCUUCCAGGAGGGUGUGCAAUCACCGGCCUAUUUGACAGAGGAGCAACGCAACAUCACCUCUGAACUCAUUCGUGGUAGUGCCUGUGGGGCAAGGACCAGAGAGCUCGGACAACCCUGUGGGCAAUGCGAUGCUUCUCGCAUGGAGAGGCCAGAGUGCACAAAUACAACAGCGCCUCCUUACAGGUUCCGCAGCGCUGAUUCAAAAACUUAUGUCUUUUUGGUCUGUUCCUUUUGCAAUUUGCUGUCGCAUGGCUUUAAAGAGCUCUUCCUGUGUGAGACACAGACAGACACGGACCUAGAAGCAGAACCUAGAAGCACAACCAAUCCUUGUGACAUGAGAUGGUUCCUGGGUGUUUGCACAGCGCGCCUUUUUGAACUGACCGCCACGAGGUCCAGGCAAACUCUCAACAGGGAAGAAUUAGUUUGA
Cladocopium goreaui is the source of this 2931-nucleotide messenger RNA. The record is from the annotation of a GenBank genome assembly. Lineage: Eukaryota; Dinophyceae; Suessiales; Symbiodiniaceae.